Molecule: messenger RNA, 579 nt
Organism: Cyphellophora attinorum
Lineage: Eukaryota; Fungi; Ascomycota; Eurotiomycetes; Chaetothyriales; Cyphellophoraceae
Exons: 1
Coding region: 1-579 (192 amino acids)
Source: RefSeq, a predicted model, not a curated record
AUGCAGCCUGCGUCUCCUAUUGAAUCCACAUCAAAUCAAUGGCACAAUAGGACUCUAGCACAGCCGGCGCAAGACAACCUCUCUAACGCCUUGAAGAAAGCCUGGCACACCACAGUCAGUUGUUUCGAUGGUAUCUUCAGCUGUUGUACAGGAGAGCGUGAGGCAACACAAGACCGAGAGACCCAAGUCAUUGACGAAGGCAUCCACGUCGGUUCCUCGCCUGCAGCAGUCGCAACACCUUCGAACAAGCGAAGUACGGAGGAACGUGACGAAGCCAACGCCGUCACAACAAACCCAGCACGCAUCUUUUCCCAGCACCAGAGUGAACGAGGAAGCGAGUUGACCCUCGGAAUCACCCCGGCUGGACCGCCACUUGAGGUCGACUCGAGUCAGACCGUCAUCGAGGACCUUACAGGAGCACGUGCUGUACCCGAGGCGGAUCUGAACGACAAGACAUAUCCCGAAGCCAAGCGACAACUGCAAGCUCUUCAUCGCUUGCAUCGUCCACCGCGCUGUCGAGUCGCUCAGCAGGCACACAGGGCUCCUGGCAUCCUGUCCUCGACCAAGAUCCUCGCUUGA